CACCAGAAGCGCUGAAGACUUUGAAACCAGAAGAAAAAAAAUAGAAUUGAAGACUCUUUUUUUUUUUUAAUUUUCCCCUCCAGUUUGUUUAUAAUAUUUUUUAACAGCUAACUCAAAGUUUUGCUGCUUUUGGAACUUUAUUUUUAUUUUAUUUUUUGCGCUUAAAAAAAGUGCACUCCUCACACAUCAGCUUCUUUUUUCCUUACUUCAUCAGACUAUUACGGAAUCUAACGCAAUGUUUCCAGAGGCAAACAAAGGCUACAGCUACGAGGACUGCAAGGCCACUGCCGAUUGGUUGCUGGCCCAGACAGACCUGCGACCCACAGUGGGCAUCGUGUGCGGCUCGGGGCUCGGAGGGCUGGCUGACAUGUUAAAGGACCAGGUAGCCUUCAACUACAAGGACAUCCCCAACUUUCCACAGAGCACUGUGCAUGGACAUGCAGGACGGCUAGUGUUUGGCACAUUGAAGGGGAGGCCGUGUGUUUGCAUGCAGGGGCGCUUCCACCUGUACGAAGGCUACCCGAUACAGAAGAUUACACUUCCCAUGAGAAUCUUCAAGCUGCUCGGCGUGGAGACAGUGAUGCUGACCAACGCAGCCGGAGGCCUCAAUCAGGACUUUAAAGUUGGAGACAUCAUGAUCAUCAAAGACCACCUCAACAUGCCCGGCUUCGCUGGCAACAAUCCUCUGGCCGGACCCAACGAUGAGAGGUUCGGUGUGCGUUUCCCCUGCAUGUCCGACGCAUACGACAGAGAGCUGCAGCAGCUGGCCAUGGAUGUGGGACAGGAGCUCGGCUACGGAGACUUCCUGAAGGAGGGUGUCUACUGCGUUCUGGGCGGCCCCUCAUUUGAGACCAUUGCUGAGUGCCGUAUGCUGCACAAACUGGGGGCUGAUGCUGUUGGCAUGAGCACAGUCCACGAGGUGAUUGUUGCACGUCACUGCGGCAUGCGUGUCUUCGCCCUCUCGUUGAUCACCAACCAGGCGGUGAUGGACUACGACAGUGAAGAGAAGGCCAAUCACGAGGAGGUCCUUCAGACAGGAAAGCAGCGAGCGGAGCAGCUGGAGCGGCUGGUUUCCACCAUGGUGACCAGGAUUGAACACAACAACAACUACGCCUAACGGACGCCAUGCUUCCUUAGGGGCAUUCUUGCCACUCAGAAGCCAGGUCUUAGCCUUGCAGUGUCACUAGAAGUGGUUGUGAUUCACGUUCAAUGCUUUUGUGCCAAGGAAAAUCCCAACAGUUGAUUAUUUAGGUGAGGGUUUAGGCUGCUUUUAGUCUUAGGUCAAAAGAUGACAGCAUCAUAGCCAUCUGAAGAAUCUCACUUAGAGAUAUAGAAACAUAGAGAACACACACAACCCUUGUUUUCGUGUCACUCUGCCUACAUUCCUCUACCGAGCGGCUCCAGAUGAAAAAGUCACUUCUCUUUUUUUUUUUUGUAUCAUUUUAAACUAGGUAUAUUUGUUCUAACUUAAUAUAUGAUCAGCUUGUAUAAAUGUCUGCAAUUUAACUUAACAAUGAGCCAAAAUCUGCUGUAAAGAUCUUAAUAUUAUGAUGUUGAAUUGUGUACAUUCGUGGACUUAAGGUAUUUUACUGUGCUUGUUUUUUUUAAUAUGAAUGUUGUUACUAAAUGUACUAUUUAUUACUA
This is a messenger RNA of Toxotes jaculatrix (banded archerfish), 1644 nucleotides long. It is a transcript of the gene pnp5a, whose product is annotated as purine nucleoside phosphorylase 5a. The transcript has 6 exons. Gene Ontology annotation, molecular function: purine-nucleoside phosphorylase activity. Gene Ontology annotation, biological process: nucleoside metabolic process. Gene Ontology annotation, cellular component: cytoplasm. NCBI's taxonomy places the organism in Eukaryota, Metazoa, Chordata, Actinopteri, Toxotidae. The record is from RefSeq and is a predicted model, not a curated record. Bases 236 to 1117 code for a protein of 293 amino acids.